This is a messenger RNA of Tachyglossus aculeatus (Australian echidna), 915 nucleotides long. Its product is annotated as olfactory receptor 4P4-like. Gene Ontology annotation, molecular function: olfactory receptor activity. The transcript is spliced from 4 exons. Lineage: Eukaryota; Metazoa; Chordata; Mammalia; Monotremata; Tachyglossidae. The coding region runs from base 1 to 915 and encodes 304 amino acids. Gene Ontology annotation, biological process: G protein-coupled receptor signaling pathway. The record is from RefSeq and is a predicted model, not a curated record. Gene Ontology annotation, cellular component: membrane.
AUGAACAAGCAGCAGUGUGCCAUAAUGGUUUCUUUGCACUGGGGAGGAGAAUUUCUUCAUUCCAUCGUUCAGUGGCUCCUUAUCAUUUUUUUGCCUUUCUGUGGCCCCAAUGAUAUUGAUCACUAUUUCUUCAAUGUUUACCCUCUCCUGGAACUGGCCUGCACAGAUACUGACGUGAUAGGAUUUUUAGUCCUCUCCAAUUUAGGGACAAUUGCAUUGAUCUCGUUUAUAGUCUUGGUCUUCUCUUAUGUCACCAUUUUAGCCAGUCUGAGGACCUGCUCUUCGGAAGGACGACACAAAGCCCUCUCCUCCUGCACUUCCCACAUCAUCGUGGUGGCAUUGCUCUUAUUGCCCUGCAUUUUCAUUUACCUCUGGCUGGCCCAGACCUUCCCCGAGGAUAAGGUGUUUGCUCUGUUUUACAUCAUCAUUACCCCCAUGUUCAACCUCCUCGUCUAUACGUUGAGGAACAGAGAGAUGAAAACGGCCAUGAGAACGAUCGAUCACUAUUUCUGUGAUGUUUACCCUCUCUUGGAACUGGCCUGCUCAGACAGUGAUGUGACUGGAUUUUUAGUCCUCGCUAAUUCAGGGACAAUUGUAUUGAUCUCAUUUGUAGUCUUGAUCUUCUCUUAUGUCACCAUUUUAGCCAGUCUGAGGACGGAUGGCAUAAAGCCCUCUCCACCCGCGCUUCCCACAUCACCGUGGUGGCACGGUGGACUUUUCUUGUCCUGCAUCUUCAUUUACCUCUGGCAGGCCCAGACCUUCCCCAAGGAUAAGGUGUUUGCUCUGUUUUACACUCUCAUUGCCUCCAUGUUCAACCCCCUCAUCUACACGCUGAGGAACAGAGCAAUGAAAACGGCCUUGAGGAAGGGUUAUAGCCAAUCUACUAGCAGUGGGGUUGAAGUCAUGGAAAAUUAA